UUAUCUAUGACCCAUAAGGGUCAAAACACAGCGACUCCACCAGCCACGGCCACCGCUCCAUCCGUCAUCUCCGUCGCCGACUUCUCUCUUUUCCCAGCGACUUCUAUUAAACCCAUUCCCCGCCUUUCUAUUCUCUCUCUCAUAACCACAAAUGUCGACGCCAGAGUCUUCUCAAGAACAUGACCAAGAUUUCCACCACCAACCCAUUCUCUCACCGAAGCCAGAGAUCCACAUCUCAGACUCACCGCCUUCCUCCGCCUCCACUCCGCCGCACCUAUCAAUCCCAAUCCAAGCAGAGCCUAUCCAAUCUCUAUCACAUCCCAAGAAAUCCACUCCUUUGCCCUGGUCCAACAAAGAAACCGUCAAUCUAAUACUCGCCUAUCAGGAGAAAUGGUACUCCCUCAAGAGAGGCCAAUUGAAAGCAAAUCAAUGGGAGGAAGUAUCCGUCACCGUCGCCAUCCACUGCGGCUACGACGAACCAUCUAAAACCGCCACUCAAUGUCGCCACAAGAUUGAGAAACUUCGAAAGCGAUUUAAGGCUGAGAAGCAGAGACCAAACCCUCGAGCUUGGGAAUUCUUUGACUUCAUGGAUAGUUUAGAGAAAGGCCCACUUCCAAUUUCCGCUCGCCCUGUGGAGAACUAUAGCGCUGAUGAAGGCAACGGAGAUGAUGAGAUCUACGAAGCUUUCUGCAAUAGAAACCAGUCAAAAGCGGACGACCUAGAUCACAACGUUCGAAGUAGGAAAGUUAGUAGAUUUAGUGAGAGCUUUUCCGAUUUUGGGAACAAUAAUCCGAACCCAAGUAACUUGAAAAGAAACAGAUUCAAGAGAUUUCAGACUGUAAGUGAGGAUGAAGAAGAUGGUGAUGAUGAUGAAGAAGAAGAAGUAGCUGAGAAGAAAGAAGAGAAUAAGGCUGCGUGGGCAUUGGCUGGGGAAGUAAGGGCGUUUGCUGGGAAGUUUCAACAAAUGGAGAAUAAGAAAAUUGAGAUGAUGAGGGAGAUAGAGAAGUACAAAUUGGAUAUGGAGACCAAGAGGUUCGACAUGAUCCGACAGUCUCAGAGGAGGAUUAUUGACACCAUUAGCAAGGCUUUAGCAACUCGGAAAAAUUGAAUCUUUCCCAAGAAACAACUUGAAGGUUUCCUCCUAUUAUACCUCUGCCUUCUUAUUGAUUGAUUAAUUAUAUCUUUGUUUGGUAAAGUUAAUCUAUCUAGAAAUGGGUAUUCUUUGAUGAUUUUCUUUUGGUGUAGCCUCAUGUAGUGAAGAAUGAAAAGAUCUCAUUAGUGUCAGAUACAUUCAUCAAAUAAAGAAAAUAAAUAAAUAUUCUUCUAGAUAUUAGUUUCCUUCUAUAAACUAACUAUAGAGGUUAUAUGAUUUCAAGUGAGCAGCAGAAAUGAAGACAUUUUAUUAAUUUGAAGCUGGGUUUUGUUCAUCUUGGAUUAACUUAUUAUGUUUCAAUUGUUGAAUCGAGCUAGUUUUUGAAGUCAAGACAAGUUUUCAGUUUCAUAGAAUUGAGUUUACUACUGUUUUCUUUGAUGUUAAAGGGUUCAUUGUUCAGGGAAUGUAUCAGAACAGUAUGUAGUAAUGAGGCAUGUAUAAUGCAAAUGAUGAAUUUUAUUUUAUUUAUUGCACCUGGCCAUUUGUUAUUGGAGUCAAUUGAUGA
This is a messenger RNA of Impatiens glandulifera, 1658 nucleotides long. RefSeq lists its product as uncharacterized. Gene Ontology annotation, cellular component: nucleus. NCBI's taxonomy places the organism in Eukaryota, Viridiplantae, Streptophyta, Magnoliopsida, Ericales, Balsaminaceae. Gene Ontology annotation, molecular function: transcription cis-regulatory region binding. The record is from RefSeq and is a predicted model, not a curated record. Bases 152 to 1108 code for a protein of 318 amino acids. The transcript has a single exon.